GACUUGGGAAACGGACUUGGGAGGAGACCCGGAGGUGUUCGUGAAGGGGAAAAUUUACAAAACUCCUAUUCGUUUAGAUCUCGGAAGGGGACUGGAAAUGUUUGUAAUUCUCUCCUGUCAGCAAGGAGAGUGGAAGAAAGCGAUGCUGCAGCUCUUCCCAGUUCAAAACGAAACAGUGUUUGCAAUAAUGGAUCAUCCAAAAAGCCUGCUACUAGCUCAGCCCGACAAAAUAGCUGUGAAUCUAAUACUGAAGUGUCAAAUGAAGAACUAAAGCAACAACUUCAGGAAGCUUUAGAGGAAGUUGAAAUUUUGAAAGUUGAGCUUGAAGCGACACAAAGACAGCUUGAAGGAAAAGAUGAAGCCCUAAGAAUUCUGCAGAGCAUGGCAGUAUUUAAUAAAGCUACUAGUCAUACAAAAGCAAUGCUUCAAAAAAGUGAGGAAGAAAAGAGAACUUUAGAAAAGGAAAUAAAUAUUUUGCAAUGGGAAAUUGAAUUUGAUCAGGAUAGAUUUAAAAACAUAGAAGACACAUGGACAGAAAAAUAUGACAGGAUAUAUUGUGAAAAUGCAGCUCUUAAGGAAGCAUUGAAACUGAGAACAGAAGAAGUUAAAACUCUUAAAGCUGAAAAUGGAAUCCUGAAUCAGCAGUGCUUGGAAUUUCUUGCAAUGCUAGAUGUGAAACAACAGAAGGUUGUUCAGGAAAACAUGUCCUUGAAUAAAAGUGACAUUACAGAUCUUACAGGUCUUGAACUGGCAGUUCUUGGAGCCUGCACCUGCAAUAAUUCUGGGGGGCAACCUUGUCCCUGUGCUAAAAUGGCAGCUGUAACUCGAAAGCAACUUCUCCAUCUCAAGCAAGAGGUUGAAAAUCUGAAGAAGAGUAAAGAUGAAGCUUACAUAAUGGCAGAUGCCUUCAGAAUUGCAUUUGAGCAGCAGCUAAUGCAGAGGAAGGACCAAGCCCUGAGGCUUGCAGAAGUGAUAAAGAUUAAGAAGCAAACAAAAUUUAUGAACUGGAGACGUCUGAAAGAUGAUGGACGUGUCAAGUUACAAGGGAACAAGAACAGUCUGGGACAAAAACUAUCCAGCCUGCUGUCAUCAGGUGCGGACUGCAGAAAAGUUGAACAGGUUGACAAUCCUCAUGAAAUCCUGAAGAUGUUAAUAGAUUUGGUAAAUGACAAAGAGGAGGCUCUUGCUCAUCAAAGAAAAGUUAGUUAUAUGCUAGCUCGUGCAAUGGAGACUAAGGAGGAUGUUUUGGAACAGGAUAAAGGAAAAGGCACGCUGGGGAGUCGUCAGCACGAAGCCCAGGGGUCAUCGGGCCCCGUACGUACCUGCUGCCAAAACCUCUGUUCUCAAAACAGUGUUUCUUCAGUUCCUGAUGCAAAAGCAUUCAAAAAUCGGGUAAAAAUGCUUCGAAAAUCAUACUCCUGGCCAUCGGCGACAACACACUGUGAGGAAAAUAAUCCACAUGGAAAAGCAGAUGAAACGGUAGUGAUCUCUAUAUAG
Molecule: messenger RNA, 1497 nt
Organism: Egretta garzetta (little egret)
Lineage: Eukaryota; Metazoa; Chordata; Aves; Pelecaniformes; Ardeidae
Gene: CCDC125
Product: coiled-coil domain containing 125
Exons: 11
Biological process (GO): negative regulation of Rho protein signal transduction; negative regulation of cell motility
Cellular component (GO): cytoplasm
Source: RefSeq, a predicted model, not a curated record